Molecule: messenger RNA, 3021 nt
Organism: Mytilus trossulus (common blue mussel)
Lineage: Eukaryota; Metazoa; Mollusca; Bivalvia; Mytilida; Mytilidae
Exons: 16
Coding region: 205-3021 (938 amino acids)
Molecular function (GO): protein binding
Source: RefSeq, a predicted model, not a curated record
GUUAUCAAACUAAACACUCAUUGUUUAUCGAUACAUCCUAAAGUGCUUGAACAAAGAUUAAAUUAUCUGUUUAUUAUUGUACUUUAUACUUUGUAUAAAUGGCGGUCAAUCCUAACUGUUAUUUUUGAGAAACACCAUGCUGAUAUUCUCUCGAGCCUUUGAUUUUAUCUAUGACGUCAGUUGAUAGUACUUAUCUGUACUUACAUGGCAAAAUUCCAAUUGAUUUAUUGGACAUGCCUUGUUGUUUUUAUCCGAAUUGAAGUAUUAGGAGACACAGAAUCAAGGCAAAACAUUGAUUUUUUCCGUUGUGUCUACCUUUAUCGUGAGAAGAUUGCCUGUGAGUGGCAGGCCGAUUCGACAUGUUCCAGCUGGACAUUUACUUACAGUCUAGAGAAUUCCGUAUAUCACAAUACUUCAACACCUAUCCACAAUUACAACUGUACGGACUUGGUGUCAACGGCUUACUGUACACAGAUAGUAGAAACAACAAACUGUUUAGAUGGUAAUGGGCUUUGUCUAAAUGAUGACAAAUCGUAUGAAUUCGGCUUGUCGGGGAAGUGUGAGAAUAACACUUUGGCUACAGGAAAGUUUGUGGUUCCUCUCAAUGAUACCUACGCUAAAAUGGAACCGGUUGAAGACAUUUUCGUUUUUCCAACAUCGAACACAUUUACAAUUGGAUGGAAAUUCAACAAACCACUCAAUAUGUAUGGCAGUCCCGAAUACGUUUGUCAGUUGAAUGUAGUGUCUCGAACUCAGUCAUAUAAUAUAACAUUUAACACAUUACACCAAACAGUGGCUACUAAUAUAUCUGUGGUGAUGCCUGGAACAUCUUACACAUUUAGAAUUAAAUGUCGCCCAGAGAUGUCUAUCGUUUGGAGCGAGGAAUCUGAAAUCCAAACUACCUCUAAAUAUACAGUUCCUCUAACUGGGCCACUACUAACUUCCGGUGGAUUUGUCCAGAAGAAAGAAAAUCUGUACAUCUAUUUCAAGGAACCAGAAAAGUAUAAGGCACAGGGAAAUAUAUCAAAUGUACAGUUGACCUUACAAAGUUCCACCUCGAAUGAUACCAUGACCACCACUGUUCAUGAUACAAACACAGCUGAUAUAAAGACUUGUUGGGCAUCUGGACAUGCUGGAUUUAGACUAAUUGCAGUAGCAAAGAACCAAAUAGGAUGGUCUCACAAUAUUACAGAAAUUGUUUUCUAUCCAGAUAGUGAUGUUCCUAGACCAUCGUAUGUCAUUGUGGAGGUCAACAAAGCAAUGAACUCCUUUACUAUUAGUUAUGAGGGUGAUAUCAGUCCAUCAAAUAUAACAUACAUCUGGUGCCUUGGGCAUAUAGACCAGCAGUCUGGAGUUGUUAUGUGUGAGGAAGAUGUUAACUGGAAAUACUCUACAAAUGAAAAGUUUACUGGAAUACUGGAUAGUCACUUCAGUAGACGUUGGCAUUUUGGAAUGUCUAUUUCAACGAACAAAAAAGAUUCUGGCAUCGAAUGGGAAAAUUGUAUAUUUCACCAGACAGAAAGGGAUAAUAGAAAUUUAAAACCGACAAUUAACAAAAUUGGUACCACUUUUAUCGUACUAAUGAUUCCAAGAAGUUUCUGUCAGUCAAAUGGAUACAGACCAUUACAGUACUCUGUUCAGUACGGACUUUUAAAUAACCAUGUGACAAACAAAACAACAAGAAAAGCUUCCAGUACAAGAAACAACAUAACAAUUGAUGGACUGAAGUCAAAUACUGUCUAUAAACUGGUCUACACCACAGAUUAUAUUCACGGAACAAAUCUUCCAGUUUCUUUCACUGUGACAACAUUAACAGAAACGAAGGACUCAGCGGUAUCGAAUAGCGUUGUUAUCUUGGUAACAUGUCUUGCUGUAGGUCUUGUGGGAUGUGUACUUUUAGCGGUCAGAUUUAAAGAUAAAUUAAAAGACAUCUUCAAAUGUUUGUGUUAUAAACCUGACAUAGAACCACCAACGAUACCCAUCAAUUCCAUUUCCAGACAGGAACUAGAAGAAAGCAAUGAUAAAGUGGAUGGGGAUGAAAAUGACAAUAUGCCUGAAAAUAACGGCUACGUUAAAGUACAUGUAUUUGGUACAACGAAUAGUAAUCAUUCCAAUAGUUCAGGCAUGUUUGAUGAUGCUUCAAAUUCAGCAUGCCCUUUGCUUGAAACAUCAAUGGGAAAUUGUUUGCAUUCUCAAAACAAAUUGGAAAGCACUUCUGUUCCUGUAAAUGAGUGUCAUUCAGAUCCGAUAGUCGAAGAAGACCAGACGAGAGAUAUGAAUGAAUGCCUUGUACAUUCUGUUGAUUCAUAUGUUCAGAGCGACGUCUUUGAAGUGCCUAGUGUACUGCAGGAAAACUCAGAUACUAGGUGUGUUGUUCAGGUAAGAUGCUGUCAACAGGUAAAUGAUGAAAAUAUUGACCAAGAGGCAGGCCGAAAUUGCAAAGUUCAGGAAACUUCAUUUUAUUCGGAAGACUAUAUACAACUUAAUUUAACACAUGACUGCUCGGGGAAUUUAGAACAUGAUUAUCCUCAUAUAGAGAGAAGCACUAACCAAAAUGAUGAAGUUUAUGUAUUGAAAAAUCAUACAGAUCAUAUUUGUAAUCAGCAGGGUAUGGACCAUGCUACCCUUUAUGUGCGUGCAGAAGAUUUGCAUAUUGAAAAUUUUCCAAACCAGCAAGAUGUUAAUAAUGCCUCUUCGUACUUCCGACCAGAAGACUUGCAAAAUGUGGAUUCUUUCUCUAAGUGUGUCCACGCAGAACAUUUUCAGAAGAACCUUUCUCAACAAAAUGUGGAUGAUGUUUUAUACUCCCGUACAGAAUUAUUGCCGAACAAUCAACACAUUCAGGAUUCGUCUUCUGUGCAGGAGAUAAAGGCGAAUGAAUCCAAUGACGUUUCAUCAGAAUCGCUCAAUCAUCCCUCUCAACCAACGGACGACAGUAGCUCAUUACACGAUCAAACUGAUUCAGGCUUUCAGUCAAAUUCCGGGUACAUUUCACAUGAGAAAUUAAACGACCUCGACUAA